Messenger RNA from Durio zibethinus, 3398 nucleotides. Its product is annotated as kinesin-like protein KIN-13A. Gene Ontology annotation, molecular function: microtubule binding; ATP binding; microtubule motor activity. The record is from RefSeq and is a predicted model, not a curated record. Gene Ontology annotation, biological process: microtubule depolymerization; microtubule-based movement. NCBI's taxonomy places the organism in Eukaryota, Viridiplantae, Streptophyta, Magnoliopsida, Malvales, Malvaceae. Gene Ontology annotation, cellular component: microtubule.
UCAAAGUUUAUAUAAUCUUAGUAUCUCUCUCUAAAUUUCAUCCAAAGUAGAAAAAAGCAGUAUAUUAGAUUUCAUUUCAUAAAAAAAAAAAAAAAUCUCUGUUUUGCUUUCAAUUAUCAUCGCAUUUUUGCAUUUCUCUUCAAAAAAAGAAAAUUAAACAAAUUAAAUGAGAAAUUAAAUUAGAGUUUCCUGCUUUUGUAAUUUUCUUUCUCUUUCAGAUCUGAUCGCAGAUCUCGAAUCGCCGGUGUCUCUCUAUUCUUUUUUUUCCUCUUUCUCUGGGUUAAUAAAAUUUCAAGGAUCAUUGGAAAUUGCUUUUUCGAAGAAAUUCGCUUUCAUGUUCUUCUUCGAAUUCGGAAUUUCUCGUCCUUCAUUGAUAAACGGAUCUUAAAAAUUGGCUCCUCAAAGGCGAUCGCAGCGCCACAUGGGUGGCCAGAUGCAGCAAAGCAAUGCUGCAGCGACGGCGCUUUACGAUCACGCAGGCAGAGGCGGCGGGUCGUCCUUGCACAAUGCGGGUCCCACGGGCGGCGAUGCCGGUGAUGCCGUUAUGGCGCGGUGGUUGCAGUCUGCUGGAUUGCAGCAUCUGGCCUCUCCCUUGGCUUCUACUGGCAUCGAUCAACGCCUCCUCAUGCAGGGUUAUGGAGCAGAAUCUGCGGAAGAGAAGCAGAGGCUAUUCAAAUUAAUGAGGAACCUCAAUUUUAAUGGGGAAUCUGGGUCAGAGCCAUACACACCAACCGCCCAAAGUUCAGGAGGGCCGGCUACGUCUGAUGGGUUCUAUUCUCCAGAGUUCAGGGGGGAUUUUGGGGCUGGGCUUUUGGAUCUUCAUGCUAUGGAUGAUACAGAGCUUCUGUCUGAGCAUGUUAUCUCAGAACCUUUUGAGCCAUCACCAUUUGUGCCUGGUGUUAACAAAGCAUUUGACAAUGAUUUUGAUGUGACAAGUAGCCGGCAGCAAAAAGAGCAAAGUGAUGCAGAUGUUUCCGCCUCAUUAUUCUCUGCUAAUGAAAAAGAGAUCAGCAUGAGGGAAAAUAAUGUUGCUAAGAUUAAAGUUGUGGUACGUAAAAGACCACUGAAUAAGAAGGAGAUUUCUCGGAAGGAGGAUGAUAUAGUAACUGUGAGCGAGAAUGCUUUAACUGUCCAUGAACCCAAGCUAAAGGUGGACUUGACAGCAUAUGUAGAGAAGCAUGAGUUCUGUUUCGAUGCUGUUCUGGAUGAGCAUGUUACCAAUGACGAGGUUUAUCGUGAAACUGUUGAGCCGAUUAUUCCCAUCAUCUUUCAGCGAACAAAAGCCACUUGUUUUGCAUAUGGGCAAACAGGUAGUGGUAAGACAUUCACAAUGCAACCAUUACCUCUCAGAGCUGCACAAGACCUUGUCAGAUACUUGCAUCAGCCAGCUUAUCGCAAUCAGAGAUUUAAAUUGUGGCUUAGCUAUUUUGAGAUAUAUGGUGGAAAACUCUUUGACCUUCUGAGUGAUAGAAAGAAACUUUGUAUGAGAGAAGAUGGGAGACAACAAGUCUGCAUUGUUGGACUGCAAGAAUUUGAGGUGUCAGACGUGCAAAUUGUGAAGGAAUACAUUGAGAGGGGAAAUGCCGCUAGAAGCACAGGAUCUACUGGUGCAAAUGAGGAAUCUUCAAGGUCACAUGCUAUUUUACAACUUGUCAUUAAGAAGCACCCUGAGAUCAAGGAGUCCAAGCGGAACAAUGAUGGGAAUGAGCCUAAACCUGGGAAGGUUGUGGGAAAGAUUUCUUUUAUUGAUCUUGCUGGCAGUGAAAGAGGUGCAGACACCACUGAUAAUGACCGGCAAACUAGGAUCGAGGGUGCUGAAAUCAAUAAGAGCCUUUUGGCUCUUAAGGAGUGCAUUCGUGCUCUGGACAAUGACCAGAUCCAUAUACCAUUUCGUGGGAGCAAACUCACUGAAGUGCUCCGUGACUCAUUUGUCGGCAAUUCAAGGACUGUUAUGAUAUCCUGUAUUUCUCCAAAUGCAGGUUCAUGUGAACACACUCUCAAUACUUUGAGAUAUGCUGAUAGGGUUAAAAGUCUUUCCAAAAGUGGUAAUCCGAAAAAAGAUCAGGCUGUAAAUUCAUUACCACCAAGUAAUAAGGAUGCUUCUUCAGCAUCUUCUCUUUCAGCUACUGCAGGUGUAGAAGAUGUUUAUGAGACACAACAGGAAGUAAAAGUUGUUGAUACAGGUCCAAGGGUUGUAGAGAAAGAUGUUUAUACUGUUGACUUUGAAAAACAACCCUCAACUUUUUUGUCAAGUUACCCUUUCAACGGGAGGGAGGAAAGUGAAAUGGCCUCUGGCCCAGUGGAUAGGGAGAGAUUUGAAGUGAAUAAUAAUUAUGGAGGUUCUACAAGUCAAAGAGUUUACUCAUCAAAUUCUCAAAAUUCAGCUGAUACAGAAGAGAGAUUGCAGAAGGUGUCACCACCUCGUAAAAAAGUGACUAGAGAAGAAAAAUCAGAGAAGAUGGGGAACCGGGCCAAGAAAGAUGGAGGUGGAUCUGAUUUGUCCACUACAAACUCUAGGCAGGCUAAUGCUGUUAAUUAUAACAGCACAAAUAAUGGACAUAGAAAAUAUGAUCCUGAGCCUCCUACUGAUGAGAAUAUCAAUGCAAUACUUGAGGAGGAAGAGGCUCUAAUUGCUGCUCAUAGAAAAGAAAUUGAGGAUACAAUGGAGAUUGUUCGUGAAGAAAUGAAGCUUUUGGCUGAGGUGGACCAACCAGGCAGCCUCAUCGACAAUUAUGUGACCCAGCUGAGCUUUGUGCUUUCACGCAAGGCUGCUGGUCUGGUGAGCCUCCAAGCUCGCCUUGCCAGGUUCCAGCAUCGACUAAAAGAGCAGGAGAUACUGAGUCGGAAGAGAGUUCCUCGUUAAGGCAGCAGUUUGUUCUCUGCUCUCAUUACUGCAAUCAGACCCUGUCCUGUAAUUUCCCUUCUCAUGUAGAUUGUUAUGGAACUAUUUGUCCUGGUGGACAUUUACAUUAAAUAUUGCUGUAAACAGAUAAAUGUAUCUCUUAAAUGAAUCUACUCGGUUCUGGCAGUCAAUGCUUGGAGCUGUUUUAGAGUCUUGAGAGGAAAUUAAAAAGUGGACAGAUGGUCUUUCACGCAGGCAUCAAUGUUUCUGAUAACAUACAUGUUUCCUGCUAAUACAAGGGCAACGAUGAUUCAGGUGCAUCCGAAUGUGACAAUUUCUUGUUUAGAUGAAUCUGAUGUGUUCUUGUUGAGACUGAUACGGGUUUGUGGCCUUCUUUUGUUUAACGGGUGAGAAGGAAAUGUUUUCAUAAGUCAUUUCUAGGAGAGCAGGAAAAGGAAAAUAGAGUAUUUUUCCCCUUUAUAUUGUUUAUUUGUACUCUUGAAAAGUAUAUUUUGCUUUUGAAGAAUUAUAAAUGUUAAAUAUUUCCAAAUGCCCU